UUAUUAUAAUCUAAGCUUAGAAAACUGAUCACUCAUCUGACAGACUUGACAAGGGCUCUCAGAGCAGGCAGGUUUUCAAGGGGAAAUGGCUGGUUUCCUCUCAGACCUGGUUCAAUACCGGAAGCUACUACUAAUGAUUUUGGUGCUAGGAAUUGGUGGAACCCACCUGUCUGGUUUUCAAAUGUCUGUGAUGAAUUAUGCUUCCCCGUACGUUCAGAAGUUUAUCAAUGAAACCUGGCUGGAGAGAUAUGGUUCUGUGCUGCAUCAGGAGUCACUCACAUUACUGUGGUCCUUCAUUGUGUCCAUGUACUGUGUAGGUGGAAUGAUAGGGUGUCUGUGUAGUGGGUACCUGACUGCAAAAUAUGGAAAGAAAAAAUGUCUGCUGUUCAAUGAUCUGGUCCUCAUAGUAGCAACACUGCACACUGGCUUCAGUAGGAGAGCCAAAUCUUUUGAGAUGAUCCUGAUUGGGCGCUUCCUCGAGGGCAUCUGUGCUGGAAUACAUAUGAAUGCCCAUGUGCAGUAUGCAGGAGAGAUCUCACCUAAGAAGCUGCGUGGAUUUGUAAACGUGACCUCCUCUGUGUUUCUUGCACUAGGAAAAACUGUAGCAAGAAUUCUUGGACUGCGAGAUCUUUUAGGAACUGAAGACUUGUGGAACGUGCUAUUGUCCUUCUCUGGGUUGGUGGCAUUGAUUCAGCUGCUCUUUUUACCAUUCUUUCCUGAGUCUCCUCCCUAUCUUCUGCUGCAAAAAGGAGAUAAGAACGGUUGCUUGGAAGCCAUGAAGCAACUGUGGGGAGAAGGGAAUUAUCACACAGAGUUUGAAGACAUGUUGAAGGAAAGAGCUGCAACAAAAGGCACCAAAAUCAUGAACGUCCUAGAGGUGCUGAAGGAACCAUCUGUGCGCAGGCAGCUGAGCAUCAUGCUCCUCCUUUUACUGAGUAUACAGCUUUGUGGCUUGAGUGCAAUCACCUUUUAUACCUCAGAAAUUUUCCGGACAGCCAACAUUCAGGAAAGCAUAAUCCCAUAUGUAUCUCUAGGAGUUGCAAUCUCCGAGCUCUUCUCUAUCAUCUUCUGUAGCUCCAUUAUAGAUCGUUUUGGACGGCGGAUUCUCCUUUGGGGUGGUUAUUUGCUGAUGGCACUGAUAUUGGUGUUGUUUGAAACAAGUCUUCAGCUGAGUGAUCAGUUCUCUUGGAUGCGUUACUGCAGUGUUAUUCUCAUCUUCUUAUUCAUCAUUGCCUAUGGAAUAGGACCAGCUGGAGCCUUCGCAUCUGUCAUGAAUGAAAUCUUCACCCUUUCAGCAAGGUCCUCUGCUUUUGUAAUUGGUGGGAUCGUCAUAUGGCUAGGACUCACUUUCACUGGAAUGAUUUUCCCCUUCGCUAUCAUGGCUCUUGGUCCUUUCUGCUUCCUCAUCUUUAUUGCUGUCCUGAUCAUUUCAUCGAUUCUCAUUUAUCAGUUCCUCCCAGAAACAAAAGGAAAGUCAAUCACAGAAAUCACAGAAGAAUUCAAAACACACCAGUUUAAGAAGAAACAUGUUCAGACAGUGGAGAAGACUACUACUGAGGAAAAUACAUUUUGCACCAAGCUCUGAUGGGCCACCACAGGCAACUUCCACUGACAAAAAGCUCUGCCUCAAGAUCAGACUGAAGGCUAAACCUUAACAAGGACUCUUGUCAAUAAAAUAGAAUUCAAAAAGUAA
Molecule: messenger RNA, 1693 nt
Organism: Struthio camelus australis
Lineage: Eukaryota; Metazoa; Chordata; Aves; Struthioniformes; Struthionidae
Product: solute carrier family 2, facilitated glucose transporter member 11
Biological process (GO): monosaccharide transmembrane transport
Cellular component (GO): plasma membrane
Molecular function (GO): hexose transmembrane transporter activity
Source: RefSeq, a predicted model, not a curated record